Messenger RNA from Sinocyclocheilus grahami, 315 nucleotides. Its product is annotated as angiotensin-converting enzyme 2-like. Gene Ontology annotation, biological process: positive regulation of amino acid transport. Lineage: Eukaryota; Metazoa; Chordata; Actinopteri; Cypriniformes; Cyprinidae. The transcript has 5 exons. The record is from RefSeq and is a predicted model, not a curated record. The coding region runs from base 1 to 315 and encodes 104 amino acids. Gene Ontology annotation, cellular component: extracellular exosome; plasma membrane.
AUGAGAAUCUUUUUCGAGGACGAGAGUAAAGAUGGACUUAAAGUCAGACUCAGCAUUAAAACGGCCCUCGGAGAUGAUGCCUAUGAGUGGAAUGAGAGCGAGAUGUUUCUCUUCAAAUCUACUCUGGCGUAUGCGAUGAGGAAACAAACUAAUCAAGACACCUAUACAACGCUUUCCACCCACGAGCAGCUGUUGACCACAUCAUCAGCCAAAAAGAAAAAGCCCAAAAGAGUGUCGUUCAUGUUCGAGGUGACAUCCCCAGAUGAUCCGACCCAACUGAUCCCCAAAGAACAAGUAGAACAAGCAGUGAGGUGA